Anthonomus grandis grandis is the source of this 1611-nucleotide messenger RNA. Its product is annotated as transmembrane protein 198. Lineage: Eukaryota; Metazoa; Arthropoda; Insecta; Coleoptera; Curculionidae. The record is from RefSeq and is a predicted model, not a curated record. The transcript is spliced from 7 exons. The coding region runs from base 319 to 1386 and encodes 355 amino acids. Gene Ontology annotation, cellular component: plasma membrane.
AAAGCGGGGCGUCGGGACGCGCACUUCGAUUCCCGUGACGUCACGACGUGCGCGCCCGCAUAUGCGCCCGUCGCACGACACUUUAAAAUAAAAAUAAAUUAGUUCCGAGGGUCGUAUCCGUUAAAUAAAUUGUUUAAGUAAAAUAUUUAUUGCAAUUGGCGAUCCGGUAGUGUUUAAGGAAUUUUUGGGAAUAAUGUGUAUUAGUUUAAAUACGUUAUUUAAUUGUUAUUAUCUGGGGCUUAUUUUUGUUGUGAUCCAGACGAUCGGGGGUAAAAUACAAUGAAUCAUAUGUUUGGUAACCAAUAGUAGGUGAGCUAAAUGGCGAAUCAGGCACAGCCGGGAUCUCUUGUUCCCCCACGUAACGGUUCCAUUGGCGGGGGCGCAGCUCCCCCGCACUUUGACAGGCCCCACAUGGACCCCAGCUGUACUGUUUCAGUCCAUUACAAUCCCAUAAUAGCAACCAUUUUUGGGUGCUAUAUAGUAAUUGGGCUGGUGUACACUUUUGCCGGUUAUCGGCUCUUCAAGACCAUCAUGUUUCUUACCGGGUUCAUUUUCGCCUGUAGCAUGGUCUACUUAAUGUGUCUACAGGGCGAACUGUUGCCCAGCUACGGAAAUGCCGCUGUUGCAGCAUUCGCUGGCCUGCUCUUCGGCCUGAUCACCAUGCUGGUACAGUACGUCGGUCUGUUCGUCACUGGCCUACAUACAGGACUGCUGUUCGGUCUGGCUGGGCUAUUGACAGCCGAUUAUCUCACUCAUACCACGCCGAAGGGAAAUAUUUGGUUGUGUAUCGGAGUUUUGUUGGGAAGUGCUUUGUUGUGUGCCAUUUUCAGUCUAUAUUUUAGAAAAGGUUUGACAAUUGUGGGAUCCAGUUUAUACGGUGGUGCUCUGCUGGCCAUCACAAUCGACUAUUUCCUAGAGAACCUCUCGGUCUUAUCCUGGAUCUGGCAGAGGGCGUCCCUAAAACCGGUCCAGGCGCCCCCCUGUUGGUUCUCCUGGAUCGUUUUAGGGUCCUGGCCGAUCCUCACCAUUACCGGGAUUAUUGUCCAGUCUUUUUUAACUGGCCGAGGGCGGCGCCACGAGGACGUCGCCGCCGGUAGAAAAAAACCAGCCAAUUUAGCCGGGAACUCCGCUCGUCCAAUGAACAGACUAAACAGGGCCGAACUGAGACAAAAGAAGUACCGUUAUUUGUAUCAGGUCCGAACUGCCCACGGAGAUAUUAUAAGCCAGAAUUUCGUCCAGCAAAUGCAAAAUAAAAAAUAUGACGGUGAAUGUAGUACCCUGGAAUCGGACGCGACCCAUUUAACGAUGUUACCGGACCAUCAUAAUUUGGUAGGACCUUCUCGCGAGCAGUACUUUGACGACAACGAUUUCUAUUAUAAAAAGUAAGUUUUUGCGUCAGUUGUGUCAUUUGGUGUGGCAACAGUGUCUCAAAUAUAGCUAAAACAUAAUCAAUUUUAAAUUAUUGAAAUUGUUUUUGUGGUGAUAUUUAUGUAUUUACGCACGGCGGCAAUUCAGAUGCCGCCUCUUAGACUUAUAUAUAGUUAGAUCUCAUUUAUCAAAAAGUCAACUUUUAACUCAAAAUUUAAGACAAUAAAAAAGUGUAUAUACUUA